Molecule: messenger RNA, 1752 nt
Organism: Symbiodinium pilosum
Lineage: Eukaryota; Dinophyceae; Suessiales; Symbiodiniaceae
Source: the annotation of a GenBank genome assembly
AUGGCGGCACAGUCUGCAGGGCAUGCAGAGCUUGUGAAGCAGCAUUCUGAGCUGAUGAAGGCCCACCAAGAACUGGUGAAACAGUGCGGUUCCAUGAAACCCAAGACUCCAGAAGGGAGGCCCGCUGUCGGCUCCUGCACAAACCCACGGAUUCGUAAGCAGAGAAGUCGUCUCUACGUCACGAAUGAUUCUAAGUUGACACCACCCAUUGAACCAACGCUUGUGGAUAAUGCGCUGCUAUUCCUUCCAGAGAGAGCUGUGCGCGAUAUGAACCUCGAGCCCAACAUGAAUGACAAGGGCGACAGUGACAAAACCAUGUGGUGUGGACGUGUUUGGGAGUUGAGAGAGCUCAUGGCCACCUUCCAUAAAGACAAGGUGAGUCGAAUCGGAUCCGAGGCUGCGCAGCUCACAGAUUUUCGAAAGCGUGAGCUGAAGGCCAAGAUGAAGGAUCCUUCUGUGCGAAAGAUGUUGAAGAGGUUUGCAGCUAGGUGGCGAGGUGCUGCCUAUCGCAACCGCUGCAGCUUCGCCGUGCUUGACCGCCUGAAGUAUUCGAACCUGCGAGGAACGUUGGUCUAUGCACAUGGCUCGGGCGGCUGCAACUGGGACAACUAUCGGAUCUGUCGAAUGAUUGCUGGUAUGGGGAUCCUUGUAGUUGCUCCUGAUGGCUUUGCGUACCCCAAGAAUACUGCCAUGGGCGAGAUGAGGCAUAAGGAGCUUGGACCUUUGCACCGAGCAAGCGAUGAUGUGGAUUAUUGGGCAAAUGAUCUGAUUUAUAUGUCCGCCGCAAAUGGAACAUUCAAUUAUUCCAGCAAGGCAGCCUCGGUGCUGCAGCAGCCCGAUGAGUACAAAGACAUGUAUGAGAAGUGUUAUCAGCUGCGUCGAUCCGAGCUGCAUUUCACGAUCUCUCAUCUGCCUCACUGGGUCCAUUCUCAGGGAUUUUACUUAGGGGGCACCUCGGAGGGAGCGAUGACAGUUGCGCGCUUCGACGAUCAGCGCUAUGGGGCGAUGGUCAUCGGCCGGUUCAUCAACUCUUUUAGCAUUGAGUACUGUUACUUCACGCCAGAGCCGGAAGCCGGUCUAAUUGGCGGUCAGCUGGAUGUACCGACGUUGAACAUCAUCGGAACAAAAGAUCAGUAUUUUGGUAAGGAGGAUUCCAUUGCAAAGCUGGUGGCAGAGAAUGGGGUCACAGGAUACGGUGAUAGGCACCUCACCGGACAUGGAUACAACACAAUGGUACGUCAAGGGCUCGAUGUGGGCUUGGUGUGCAUCUUAGAGGAUGGAAUGCACUCUCCAUGCAACACCCACGACAAUUUCUUGCGCCAGCUUUUCAACACCUUCUUCUCCAGGACCCACUCUAUCUGGGAGCUGCACAUGAUAUGGGCUGCGGAUCCCACACUAAAUGCCCUGAUUUCAUUGGAAGAAACUACCGCAGUUGGGGAUGGCAUGGUCGGCAAGAACAUCACCCGACUCUUUGUGCCAAAGAUGAAGUAUCCAAAUCGUUUGAAUCUUCGCACUGUUGAGGUGCUCCGGUCCUUGAAUUGUCAAGAUGAGCUUCGGGAUGCCAUGGCAAAGGAGAAGUGUAUCAUUGAUGCUGAGAGGACUGAAAUCAAGGAACAGCUAGACCGCGUCCGGGUGGAAGCAGCCAAGCAGCGCAAUUUCAAAUCAACCGGAAAGCCUGCGUCGAAUUUUUAUGCCAAGGACAAGUUUGCCGUCAAGUGUGCAUGGAAAGACUGGCUAAAAACCCACACAUGA